AUUGUCGGAUUGCCGAACCGAUCCGCGUCGCAGAGCCUCCAUCGGGCUCGGCCCUGGGCGUUUUCGGACGCAUCCGGAAUCAAACGGCGUCAGGAUCGGGACGCCGCCAGCUUGGUUGACCUGGAUGUGAAAUCCCAAAAUCGGGCUGUGUUUCGAUUUUUUCUCUUUUUUUUUUCUUUUUCUUUUUUUUGACGGCCCGUUUCGAAUAAGAGAGAGAAAAAAAAGAAACCGUGACUGCAACAGCUCGCUAACUCACAAGCCGUCAUUUUUGUUUUCCCGAAUUAUAUUUCAUAAAAAAGGAAACACCAAAAAAAAACAAAAAAAAAACAGCAUGGGCGAAGUAGGAAGUGCAUCGCUAGCGCGUUAGUUGUGUUGCAGGCUGCAGGAUGGAGAACAGGUUGCAGGAGCGGGUGGCAGCGCUGCGUGUUGUUAGCCGGUUAGCUGACCUCGGCUAAAGGCUCCAUAGCCCGAGAGCCGAGUUCGGGUUUCGCCAGUCAUGCGUUUGAACGGGCGCACCAUUCUCGUUAUUUCCGCGCCUCCCCCCCCCGAGCUAGCGGCUUUCUCGGCACAGCGGACUGGCAGCCUUCGCCGGGGAAAACACUCUCACCUGCGUUGAAACUUGGCAAUCGGGAUUUCUGCCGUCUCGCAGCUGACCAAACCCAGCUAGCCCCUUAUUGCCGGAAGGGUCUGGACCCCCUUGCUUCCUAUACGGUCGAGGGGCUUGUCGGCCACUUUGUUACGGGCUUCAAACAACUUGUCGUCUGGACUCUUGCGGAAACGUUUGCGUUUAGGGUUGCCAAACUAACGACCGCUAUGGCUCAAGAGGCGUUUCCCUUGCAUUUGCUGGUUUGGAAUAAUCAGUAUCUGGAGCUGGACCGAGAGCUGCAGAAAAACGAGCAGGAUGUGGGGCGGCUGGACCCGCGGGGUCGCACCCCGCUGGAGCUGGCUGUGUGCCUCGGCCACCUGGAGUCAACCCGGGUACUGCUCCGACACUCGGCUGACCCAACGCAUUGCAACGCACAGAGCUGGACUAUUUUGCAGGAGGCGGUGAGCACUGGGGACCCAGAGCUUGUUCAGCUGGUACUUCAGUACAGAGACUUCAAGCGGGCCACCGAGAGACUGGCGGGCAUCCCAGAACUUCUCAGCAAACUAAGACAGGCACGGGACUUCUAUGUGGAAAUGAAGUGGGAGUUCACCAGCUGGGUGCCCCUGGUGUCUAAGGUGUGCCCCAGUGACGUCUACAGAGUGUGGAAGAGCGGGUCGUGCCUGCGUGUGGACACCACCCUCCUGGGCUUUGAACAUAUGACCUGGCUGAAGGGCCGGCGCAGCUACAUCUUUAAGGGAGGAGAUGAUGGGGCCAUGGUGAUGGAGGUCGAUCACGAGAAGCAAGUGGUGUACACAGAGCCUCUGGUGCUGUCGCCUCGCGAUGCCCCCUCCCUCCUGGCGGCCAUGCAGCCGUCACAGGAGAACACGGCUCAGAGGCUCACAUCCCCCAUAGUCUCCACGCACCUCAACACGCGCAACAUCGCCUUUGAGAGGAACAAGUCAGGGAUCUGGGGCUGGCGCUCGGAGAAGACUGAGAUGGUCAGUGGCUACGAAGCCAAGGUUUACAGUGCUACCAAUGUGGAGCUCGUGACUCGGUCCCGGACAGAGCACCUAUCAGACCAGGAUAAGUCAAGGAGCAAAGGCUCCAAGACCCCUCUGCAGUCUUUCCUUGGGAUAGCUGAACAGCACACAGCUCACAACGGGAGCAAUGUGUCCCAGUGUGCCAGCCCUCACAACCCCACAGCCAUCACAGCUGAGGAAUACUUUGACCCAGACUUCAACCUGAAUGGGCGAGACAUCGGGCGACCUGUGGAGCUGACGAGCAAAGUGCAGAGGUUUAAGGCCACUUUGUGGCUGAGUGAGUCCCACCCUCUCUCGCUGGCUGAGCAGGUGACGCCCAUCAUUGACCUCAUGGCCAUUUCCAACGCCCACUUCGCUAAGUUGCGGGACUUCAUCACCCUGCGCCUGCCACCGGGCUUUCCUGUCAAGAUAGAGAUCCCUCUGUUCCACGUGUUGAACGCCAGGGUGACCUUCAGUAACCUGUGUGGCUGCGACGAGCCGGUCAGCACUGUCACCGUUCACAAGACGGAGGGUCUUUGUGAAGCUGGCCAGUCUCCACCUCCCUUCCAGUGUGAGGUUGACCCCUCGGUGUUCGAGCCCCCUCCAGACUACACCACGCUGGGCCCGGGCCGCAGUGAGCCCAUGAGGGACGAGGACGACAACCUGCUGCAGUUUGCCAUCCAGCAGAGCCUGUUGGACGCCGGCACAGAGAGCGACCAGGUGACUAUCUGGGAAGCCCUGACCAACAGUCGCCCAGUCCUUCACUCACCCCUGCAUGAGGAGGACUCUCAGCUGGAGAGGGCAAUUCAGGAGUCCCUUACCAUCUCAUUGGCCAGUAGGGAGGGAGAAGACCCGGCAGACCCCAUCCAGCCCCCAUCUCUGUCCCCGCUGGACCCCGCUGCCAACUCCCCACCGUCUUACACCACAGUGUCUGAGCCGCGGUUGUCAGGACACUUCAGUGCGGCGACCAGCUUUGAUGAGCAGCUGCGUAUCGCGAUGGAGCUGUCAUGCAGGGAGCAGGAGGAAAUGGACAGGAAGCGGAAGGAGGAGGAGGAGGAGCUAGAGAGAAUUCUUCAGCUGUCACUCACAGAGAAGUGAAGUCGCCAUAUAACGAUGGAGACGGGUCUUCAUGGAGAACAAUCUUGUUAAUUUAUUCUGUUUGAUUCAGAAGGUUGUUUUUUUUUUAUUCCGACAUAUUAAGUUAUUACAGAUUUCCUAUUUAUCGCUUUUUCUUAUUCGUCUCUUUGUCAUAUGCAAAGGCUGCUACAGAAAGUAUAUAUAAGACCAGAAGGAUCGAUGGGGGAUAAGUUGACACGGUGGGAGGAGUCGGAUGUAAAAACAGGUACUCUUACAAACACUGCAGUGACGGAGGAUGUUGAAGGGAGUGCGUUUGUUAUUCUUUUUUUUUCACAAUCCUAUUGUCUGAGUGAUUUAAUGAUCCUUCAAAUGUAUACCUAUGAUGAUAUAAACAAUCUUAUCAAUUAUAAUGAUGCGACAUUUAAAAAUACCAUUAUGAAUUCAUAAAAUGAUAAAAAAAAAAAUCUAUUUGAAGCAGCUUUCUGUCGGCUGACUUCUGUGUGUGAAAAAUAAAAGAUGA
Molecule: messenger RNA, 3202 nt
Organism: Lampris incognitus (smalleye Pacific opah)
Lineage: Eukaryota; Metazoa; Chordata; Actinopteri; Lampriformes; Lampridae
Gene: ankrd13d
Product: ankyrin repeat domain 13 family, member D
Exons: 16
Coding region: 814-2703 (629 amino acids)
Cellular component (GO): cytoplasm
Molecular function (GO): protein binding
Source: RefSeq, a predicted model, not a curated record